CCCAACUACAGACGCCACGGCAGCAGCAGCGAUGGCCGCCGGACCGCCGCCGCUCGCCGGCGCCGGGGACCGGGGCUCCUCCUCCCACCCGCCUCCGCCUCCUCCGCCGAAGAUCCUGCUCGCCAAGCCUCCGCUGCCGCAUCCCUCGUCCUCCGGCGCCGACGACGACGGCGGCGGCGGAGGGGGCGCGGGCCGCUCGCGCCAGGCGACGACGCAGCCUGGCUCGCUCAGCUUCGUCUCCGACGCGUGGGAGGUCCACACCGACAAGAUCCUCCCGUAUUUGACCGAGAACAAUGAUUUCAUGGUGAUUGGAGUAAUUGGUCCAACCGGUGUGGGCAAGUCAACCAUCAUGAAUGAGCUUUAUGGAUAUGACGGAAGCUCACCUGGAAUGCUUCCUCCUUUUGCUACACAAACUGAGGAAAUCAAAGCGAUGGCUAAGCACUGUACUGCUGGCAUUGACAUCAGGAUCUCUAAUGAACGUGUUAUACUCCUUGACACUCAGCCAGUAUUCAGUCCCUCCAUACUAAUUGAUAUGAUGAAGCCUGACGGUUCAUCCGCAAUUCCUAUUCUCAGUGGUGAUCCAUUAUCAGCAGACCUAGCUCAUGAGUUAAUGGGAAUACAGCUUGGUGUUUUCCUGGCGUCUGUUUGUAAUAUUUUGUUGGUCGUAUCGGAAGGGAUUAAUGAUUUGUCCAUGUGGGACCUCAUGCUUACGGUUGAUUUACUGAAGCACAACAUACCCGAUCCAUCAUUAUUGACCUCAUCAACUACCCAAGACAAGGAAAACAAAAAUGAUAACCAAUCAGGCAUUGAAGAUUACAUAGCUGAUCUUUGUUUUGUGCAUGCUGGAUUACGGAACCAGGACUUUUCUCCUUCAAAACUCAUGUUUCUGAGGAAAGUUCUUGAGAAACACUUCAACUCGUCCUCCUUUAGCAUUGGAAGCUCCGGGGCAACACCUCAAGUUUGUGACCCUUCAGUUCCUUCAAGCAUGAAAGUUGAGGAUUUGAGGUCCAAUCAGCAGGACAUAUAUCUUCUUCCAUCAAGAACACCUGAUAACUCAAAAAAUUUUGAGUAUGGGACAUGUCCAUCCAUGCUAGGGAUGCUUCGUGAUCAGAUCCUAUCAAGGCCAUCAAGGCCAUUCUCGAAGAAUCUAACAGAGCGUGACUGGUUGAGAAGCUCAGCUAAGAUCUGGGACAUGGUGAAGAGAUCUCCCGUCAUCUCAGAAUAUUGCAAAGCACUUCAGGAUUCAGGGUUUUUCAGAAAGUAGCCAUAGUCACCCAGCUGUUUUCAUGUCCUCACACGACUAAUUAUUAGUUCAGAUGAGUUUGGUAUGUGAUCAUGUAUAUUUGGGAUUCUGU
Messenger RNA from Oryza brachyantha (malo sina), 1355 nucleotides. Its product is annotated as protein SMG9-like. NCBI's taxonomy places the organism in Eukaryota, Viridiplantae, Streptophyta, Magnoliopsida, Poales, Poaceae. The coding region runs from base 32 to 1264 and encodes 410 amino acids. Gene Ontology annotation, biological process: nuclear-transcribed mRNA catabolic process, nonsense-mediated decay. The transcript is spliced from 8 exons. The record is from RefSeq and is a predicted model, not a curated record.